CACCAACAAUUCAACAAUUGCAAACAGCAUACACUCCCUACCAUGGACAGAACAGCAGAGUUCAGAUCGUGUGUAGCAUCAAUCAAGAACCGCUCCACAAACAAAUCACGACCAUUCGAAGCACGACGUCUACUCGCAUCGAGUCCACCACCAUCAACGACGGAUGUACUGUCAGGUGGACAUAACCCCAAGACAGAGUUUGCGCGUCAGGCGGCACAGAUUGGCCGGGAUAUCAAUAACAUGGUCGGAAAGCUAGAACGGCUGGCAGCACUAGCAAAACGAAAAACCCUCUUCGACGACCGCCCAAUCGAAAUCUCCGAACUAACCUACAUCAUAAAACAAGACAUCGCAGCCCUAAAUACCUCCAUCCGCUCCCUCCAAUCCCUCACCAAAUCCCAACGCUCGGGCAAGCAACAACAAGAACACUCCCAAAACGUGGUAGUCCUCCUCCAAAGCCGAUUGGCGAGUGCGAGUAUGAGUUUUAAGGAUGUGUUGGAGGUACGGACGAAGAAUAUGAGGGAGAGUCGGCAGAGGACGGAACAGUUUAUGGCGGCGACGACGUCGAGGCCGGAGAGUGCGGCGUCUUUCCAGACUGCACCGUAUGCGGGUACACAUCCACAUAGCACACCCGCACCACCCGAAGGACGACACCAACCCCCACCACAAAAACAAGACUUCCUAGCCCUAGACCUCGGUGACGCCGAGAAUUCUAUCGGAAUGGGAAUGGGAGGCCAACAACACCAACAACUAGCCCUCGCCGACCCAACAACCACAUACCUCGACUCCCGCGCCUCCGCAAUCGAAACAAUCGAAUCCACGAUUCACGAACUCGGCUCAAUCUUUUCUCAACUAGCACAAAUGGUCUCGGAACAACGCGAGCAAAUCACUCGGAUCGAUCAAGAUACGGAGGAUAUUGUGAGUAAUGUGGGUGGGGCGCAGAGGGAGUUGAUGAAGUAUUAUCGGAGGGUUAGUAGUAAUCGGAUGUUGAUGUUGAAGGGGUUUGGGGUGUUGAUUAUUUUCUUUUUGUUAUGGGUUUUGGUGUCGUGAGACCAAGAUCGAGCCAUCGGCGAGGGCGAAGGGGAGGAAUGGGAGUGGGGAGACAUACGGUGUAUUUUUACGGGCCGUAAUUCACAAG
Molecule: messenger RNA, 1135 nt
Organism: Saitoella complicata NRRL Y-17804
Lineage: Eukaryota; Fungi; Ascomycota; Saitoellomycetes; Saitoellales; Saitoellaceae
Product: t-SNARE
Exons: 2
Coding region: 43-1047 (334 amino acids)
Biological process (GO): intracellular protein transport; endoplasmic reticulum to Golgi vesicle-mediated transport; vesicle fusion
Cellular component (GO): endomembrane system; Golgi membrane; SNARE complex
Molecular function (GO): SNARE binding; SNAP receptor activity
Source: RefSeq, a predicted model, not a curated record